This is a messenger RNA of Lepus europaeus (European hare), 3211 nucleotides long. RefSeq names its product signal sequence receptor subunit 1 (gene SSR1). Bases 97 to 957 code for a protein of 286 amino acids. The transcript is spliced from 8 exons. Gene Ontology annotation, cellular component: endoplasmic reticulum membrane; endoplasmic reticulum. Lineage: Eukaryota; Metazoa; Chordata; Mammalia; Lagomorpha; Leporidae. The record is from RefSeq and is a predicted model, not a curated record.
CUCCCCGCCCAGAGCCCGGAUGAGGAGUAACGCCAUUACCGCCCGGGCAGCUACGAACAUUCGCGGACUGGGACUGGACACUUGGCGGGCCGCACCAUGAGACUCCUCCCCCGCUUGCUUCUGCUUCUGCUGCUCGUGUUCCCCGCCACCGUGCUGCUGCGAGGCGGCCCGGGAGGCUCAUUAGCAGAGGCCCAAGAUCUUACGGAGGAUGAAGAAACAGUGGAAGACUCAGUAAUCGAAGAUGAAGAUGAUGAGGCUGAGGUAGAGGAAGAUGAACCCACAGAUUUGGCAGAAGAUAAGGAAGAAGAAGAUGUUUCUGGUGAACCAGAAGCUUCACCAAGUGCAGAUACAACUAUCUUGUUUGUAAAAGGAGAAGAUUUUCCAGCAAAUAACAUUGUGAAGUUCCUGGUAGGCUUUACAAACAAGGGUACAGAAGAUUUUAUUGUUGAAUCCCUAGAUGCCUCUUUUCGUUACCCUCAGGACUACCAGUUUUAUAUACAGAAUUUCACAGCGCUUCCUCUGAACACUAUAGUACCACCCCAGAGACAGGCAACUUUCGAGUACUCCUUCAUUCCUGCGGAGCCCAUGGGUGGGCGACCCUUUGGUCUGGUCAUCAAUCUGAACUACAAAGAUUUUAACGGUAAUGUAUUCCAAGAUGCUGUCUUCAAUCAAACAGUUACAGUUAUUGAAAGAGAGGACGGGUUAGAUGGAGAAACAAUCUUUAUGUAUAUGUUCCUUGCUGGUCUUGGACUUCUGGUUGUUGUUGGACUUCAUCAGCUCCUAGAAUCUAGAAAGCGUAAGAGACCUAUACAGAAAGUAGAAAUGGGUACAUCAAGUCAGAAUGAUGUUGACAUGAGUUGGAUUCCUCAGGAAACUUUGAAUCAGAUCAAUAAAGCUUCACCGAGACGGCUGCCCAGGAAGAGGGCACAGAAGAGAUCGGUGGGAUCUGAUGAGUAAAUGUUCCUUUGUGCAACAGUUGAGUCUGUGCUUACCCUUCCCUAAUGUUUUUCGGCCUGAUGGGAAUUAGUGCAGAGAAGCCAUAUCACCAUAGAAGGCACCUCCUACUUAUGUGUGGACUGAGCGAGCAGAGUCUGUGGCGAUGAUAUUGCUGAAAAUGCACUGCGUUCAUUUUUCUAAAGUAACAAAUUUGGUUUUUUUUAAACCAUUAAAAUCUGUGUGUGCGUGUGUAUGUAUGUGAGCAGUUGGUCUUACCUGAAUCAUUGUUGAGCUACCUGAAACAUGCCUUUAGAAUACCAACUAUGAUGCUGUGGUCACUUCCUUAUGAACAUUGUCUGAUUUUCUUUACCUCCAAACCUAAGUGAAUGAUUUGCCCAGUAUGUUGCAGAUGUCUUGCCUUUAACUGUUUUAAAGAAAAUAAUUUGUUUCUUCCUUUGAAUAGCUGCAGUCACAGUUGACGGCACAAAUUAUCAUUUUGUUGUUGUUGCUGUGUUACAACUGGUAUUCUAAAGGCACAGCAGGAGUAGCUGCUUUUUAGCAAUAGAAUUGUUUUGGCAUUUUGCUGCUGUUUGCGAUAAUGCGCACCUUCAGAAAACUUCCCAAAAGGGUUCAAGGAAUUUUGGGAUCUCUCUAGCAACAAAAUUGUGUGAAACAUUCAUUCAGAUAUUAAUUUGCUUUGAAUGUUGCCUGCCAACUUUGAUAUAUAUAAAACCCCCUUUUUUAACAAAGAGAAAACUUAAUCUGGGCAAACUGAGUUUGUGUUGUCCAUCGUUCUAUUUCUGACCCAAGGAUAGCUCUGGAAUGAUUACAGACCUACUCGGCUUUAAAAAAAAAAUAAACAGAUAUGCUUUUUUCUGUCCUUAAUAGAAGCAUCUUUUCUUAAGAAGAGGUGCCUGGUUUAUAGACUCUGCUGAAGAUCCAAUUAUUCCCAACUAUUUCUCUUCUGUAAAAAAAAAAAAAAAAAAACAAAAAACAAAAACCAGUCUGAGUUGGAUGUUCUUAAAACAGUUAUCCAUUUGUUUUUAUUGAAUCUUUUGGGGGAUUUGGUUGUUGACAUGACCUUUUUUUUAGUUAACGUGAAAAAUUCUAAAACUUUAAGCACUUAAAAACAUGAGAACCAGAUGGGCUUUCUGAACUCCUCUUAGAGUCACAGUUGCUCUAGGUAGUAAGUUAAGUUUGGUGUUUUUGUCAGACUGGAUUAAGGGUAAAGUAAAUCGUAUGGACACAUUUUAAGCCAUGUCCUCCCAGAUAUAUUUUAUAAGGAAGUGGUAAAUGAAAUUUUAGUGGCUUUUAAAUUUUUGACCUCUUCAUUCUCACCAUCUGGCAUACUCCUUCUCACACCUAUGUCCACACAAAAAGAAAAGACAACCAACAAAAAGAAACCACACAGAAAAUCUUCCCAAGCUGUUUAAGUAUUGAAGCAUCUGAGCCAAAGUCAGUGACAAUAUAAAUUAUUGUAGAAUUGUUCAUCACUUUGCAAGUAGGGGCUAAGAUGUUGUGUUACCUAUAUUGGCAUUGCUGAACUAUACACUUUCUAUACCUGUAUAAUAUAAAGUGUUUGAUUUUUAAUUGGGCUGUAUGUGUAAUAGUUUAUUUUGAAAAACUGAGAGUUCUGAAUAACUGUGGGUUUUGGUUUUUUUAAUGUAACAUAGCAGACAUUUCAGGUAUAUUCCAGACAUUUUUGUGAACAUAAUAGUUUGCAGAACUAGCACGAAAUGCAGUAAGGUAUAACUACAAAGUGUGGCCUCAGAGUUUAUCGAUACCUGGCAUUAUGUAGACAGUGGAAAACCCACGCUGAGUUUCAGCUGCUGGCCCUUCCCAUGCCUGCAUCACCUGCUUCGCAGACAGCCCUCCCACCUCUGAGGCUCAAAUUCGUACCUCAGAAAGGUAGCCUUUAUUAUUUGUCAUGUUUAACUUUUUAGUAUAGAUUGGGAACAGUUGACAGCUCUUAAAUCCUCAGAUGCCAGGGCUUCACCAUAGCAUCAGUAAGUAUUUAACAGAAACUAACUCCAUAAUGAAUGGAAUUGAAUUCCACACAUGGUUUGUUCAAGCACACUUAAUAAGUAGCCUAUUUUUUUAAAAUAUCUUUUAAAAAUGUAAAUAUUUGGAUGAAGUUUUUCUUUGUUUUGAUAUUCAUUUGCUACACCAACCAUGGUUUCAGAAUUCACAUUUUGAACAACUUGGUUUCAGAAUCUGUAAAAUGAACUUUAAGGAUCUUGUAUAUUAAACCUGUUGGCCAGACAUGUGAGAAUAA